GUGAGUGGUAGGGUGAGCCAAUGUGUGGGUGAGUGGUUUGGUGAGCCAGUGGGUGGGUCGGUGAGUGGGUGUGGUGUUGUGACCUUCAGUGUGGUGCUUGAAUAAUUUGGUGAGUGAGCCGAGGCUGCGGUGGCCGGCCAUGCGGGAUACACGACCCAGCCACAGCAUGCUGCCUAAGCAGCUUCCGUUUGACCGGAUCUAGGGGGGCUAAACGGGCUAGAGAAGAGAUGGAGUGAUGUGGUACAGGAGGAUAUGGAGCUGAGUGGACUUGUCGAUGACUGGUACCAGCGGUGUCAAGAUCGGCCUUUGGAGGUGGAGGCUCGUGAAGGACGCUGCUACUGGGCAAGUUGGAGGCAGUCGCCCUCCAACAACAACGGAGGGCGGAGGAGCGACGCUCACAACAACGAGCGGAGCGCGUGGCAGCUAAAAAGCAGAAAGUUGGCACAGUAGGGGGCACGGGUGGUGCAUCUGCCAUUCAUCAGUCAAUCAACCCAUGGCACCUGGCUCUGUUUCGUGACCUCCUUCCUCAAAGUGCACCUAGCUUGGCACAAGCGCCGUUGUGGCGUUCACCGAGUGUGUUGUGACCUGCAGUGGUGAGUGGGAGAAGUGCGCGGGAGAGUGUGUUGUGGACUUGCGAGUCCGUCUGGUGAACGCGAGUCCUCCAACCUCUUUGGCCACACUAAAUCAGGGCAGUCGACCGAAACGUUGGCGGCUAGGCGAAACGUCGUAUGCUAGUAUUUUAUUAUUGUAUCUUUAUACGUGACUUUACCGAAAGAACCAAAGAGUAAUUCCUGCAGUCACGAAAGCUCCAAAUUAAGAUCGCUAUUUUGAUGUUUACAUCCGAGAGAAUCGAUUCCAAAAUCGCGCAACCACCGAUUCGGAGACUCGGGAGAAUCGAUACGCGGAAACGCGAGAAGGUCAAGAAUCGCCGGUGUGAAUGGACGCGGACCCUGAGCGUGAGACUCAAGAAGAAUGUGCGAUGGAGCAAUCCCUGGCACUCGCAUCAGGCACGGAGCGGGAAGCGCGUGGGGCGGACUCAUGUUUACCCGGAGCAGUGAGCGUCAAGCAGGAGUGCGAAGAGACGCCGAGCAUUGGGACGUGGAUGGGGAAAGGUGAGGAGGCGGUUAUGGGAGUAAACCGGAGGUCCCGGAGGAAACCCAUGCAGAACAGGGGGAGGACUUACAGACUUCUCACAGAACGGCGCCCAAGUCGGGAAUCGAACUCGGGGGAUUCUUGCUGUGAGACACAACAAGCGUUGCCCCACCACCCUGCCGCUCCAUGUGUUGCAGAGACGGCGGACGGCACCGGACAACGGCAGAAGCCAUUCCACUGCUUCCUGUGCCCCUACAACACCGACCACCGGAGCAACCUGCAGCGCCACCUGAAGACGCACACGGGCGAGCGGCCAUACGUCUGCCGCGAGUGCGGCAAGGCCUUCACACAGUCGAGCAACCUGCGCAAGCACCGGCGCACGCACUCGGGAGAGAGGCCCUAUGCGUGCAUCGAGUGCGGGAAGGCCUUCGCGUACCGGCACACGCUGCGGGGCCACGCGCGCACCCACUCGGGCGAGCGGCCGCACGCCUGCAGCGAGUGCGGAAAGACAUUCGCCGACGUCACGAACCUCAAGAGGCACGAGCGGACUCACACGACAGGGGCAGCGAGUGCUGAGGCGCCGCGCGGUCGCGACCGAGGGCUUCUCGAGCCACGCCGGCGGACGAAGCAACGAGAAGUCACGGCAGAGACCACCCGGACGGCGGAGGAGAAGCCGCACGCUUGCUUUUCCUGCGGCGAAGGGUUCUGCUGCCCAGCCGAGUUUACGCGACAUGCCGAGCGUCGCCUGCCGGAGGGGCCCGGCGAGGAGGGCUGUGCCGCGGACGCCUCGGACAACGACGUUGACGGCUCGACGGGCGAGGUCGGGGCCUCGGCGGGCCCGUCUGUUGCUCCGCGGGGUGGGGCCAAGCCGCAUGUUUGCUGUGAGUGCACCAAGUCGUUCGCCGACGCAUCGGGCCUGCGCCGGCACGGGCGGACGCACGCAGGCCACAGGCUGCACGUUUGCGCAGCCUGCGGGAAGUCGUUCUCCCAGUCGGGCAACUUGCGGGCGCAUGAGCGCGCGCACACUGGUGGCAGACCGCACGCGUGCCGGGAGUGCGGCCGUGCGUUCUCCUACAUGCACGCGCUGCGGCGUCACGCGCGCUCAGCGCACGCCACCGAGCGACCGCACCGUUGCACCGAGUGUGGAAAGGCCUUCUCUGACUUCUCCUACCUUAAGACACACCGGCGCUACCAUGCUGGCGAGAAGCCGCACCGCUGCACACUGUGCGGCAAGUCCUUCGUGCAGCUGGGCGAUCUGCGCAGGCAUGAGAAGAUCCAUGCGAGGACGGAGACGUGCAAGUGACAGGGGCGCUGUAAGAUGAUACAAUCAGAUACCCCACGAAAUAACCCAUCAGCCCAUACAUGGAAGAAAGUAGGUGUGGUGUUGCCCAUAAGGGUGUCUUUUAAUAUAUGGGAGAAAGUAGGCGUGGCGUUGCCUGUUGGGAUAUGUAUCUGCCCAUAUAUGGGAGAAAGUAGAUGUGGCAUUGCCUGUUGGGACAUAUCUGUCCAUCAUGGGAGAAAGUAGGUGUGGCGUUGCUUGUAGGGGUGUCUCACAUAUUUGGGAGACGGUCGGCAUGGUAUUGCCCGUAGGGUCGUGUUUCCCCCCAUAUAUGGGAGAAAGUAGUCAUGGCGUUGCCUGUUGGGACCUGUCUCUGUCCAUAUAUGGGAGAAAGUAGGCGUGGUGUUCCCCGUAAGGGCAUGUCUAUUACCACAUAUGGGAGAAAGUAGGAGUGACGUUGCCCGUAGGGACGUGUCUUUUCCCAUAUAUGGACUUGUGGUAUCUGAAUCAAGGUGUUUUUUGUAUUCUGUUUACAGUAGAUCCAAGAGCCAUGUGAGAGUAUCAAUUCAUCCAGGGUUAAUCACUGUCGAUUAAUUGGCAUGUGAUUUAUGGAUCGAGUAUUCCCAUGAGUUAGUAUGUGAAAGGCCCCCUUUUUUUGAUUGGUUAAUAUCUGCACGAUGAGUGAUUGGUUCGCAGUCAGUUUUUAUUGGAUUGUGGCAGAGGCUGGGUGUCCAUGCGUGGGAUGAGAGCGAGCACGUUAUGAGUGUGCGCAUGGAUUUUUGCAAAGUGUGUCUGAUUGAGUUUAUUCCUUUUGUAACAAAGUAAAGGUUUUAAAUGUAGCUUUGUUGUGGAAUCGUAUCUCGUGACACUUUAUUAUUUUAAUAUUAGAAUCCGAAUAUGUAUCCUGGAAAAUGAAUCAGAUGAGCUAUGAAGCUCUUUUUCAAAGAUACCCAGUAGGGGCUGGCAGGUCAGCGAGUUACAACAUUAAUUAAUUCAUCAUGCAUAGUCAGCGAAGGACCGUUGCGCCAAACAUGUGACCUCUUGUGACAGUAUUCACAUAAACUGCUUUGGCUGCCAUAAACCAGUGUCUCGAUUAAUUUGUUUAAUCCAUGGAUCACGGGAAGCGACCACGGGGGUGGUGCCAUUCCUUUGAGAGUCGCAGUCCAUCCAGAUGGGCAACGUGUUCAAAAAGUGACAGCCGUGUCACUAUAUGCAUGUGGAAGGACUGCAGCCAAUCCAAAUCAGCUUGAAUUUCCAGGCCUCCGCACGAUACAACAAAACUGAUAAAACAGCACUGCCCAGAUUUAAACAUUUCUGGGACCAAAUGCGGUUCAGACCAUUAUUCCUGAGGCCAAACCUAUCCGGCACAUGACAUCAGGUCUACAUUAUCCAUCAGUUGUCUGUACAGAUCCCAGGUAGAGAAAUGCAUCCACUGCUUCGACAGCGUUGCCUUUGAUUAUGCAGAGUGCUGGAGGGCUGCAGCCUAAGUUCUGGACUUUUGUUUUCUUCCACAAAACAGUGACAUUUUUCAUGGAUGGUUGUGGAAAUGGUGGAGGACUGGUGUAAAUGUUUAGGGUUCUGCACAAACAAGGCUGCAUUAUUAGCAUAGUCGAGGUCAAUUAAGUGGUGUCGGCCAAUCCUGACUCCAAGGUCAUGGGUCAUCUUUUCAACGAUCCAGUCGAUCGCCUGACAGAAGAACGCCGGUGCAAGAAUGCAUCCUUGACAUACUCCAGAUGUGGUCUCGAAUUAUAGUGAAAGUCCAGACCCGACACGAACAUUUGCACAUGUGCCUGCAUGCAGAUCCUUCACAAGGUCCAGGAGGAUGCCAGGGACCCCAAUUCCAAUCAAGGCAGACCAGAGAGCCAAUCAAUACACUGAGUCAAAAGCUGCCUUCAUAUCAAUGUAAGUGACAUGCCGUGGGUGGUCGAACUCACGGUGCAGUUUUGGGAAUAGGAGGAAUCCACACAGCGUUCAUCUUAGAUUGACCAAGCUGUGAAUACUGAUUUCUGUGGGCGACGGUGUUUUGUUAGGAGUGUGGUUGCAGCUUUCCCAGAAGUACAUGUGAAAAAACCCUUCCCGGUACUGAAAGUACGGAUAUAGGUCUAUAAUUGAUGCAUGUUGUACGGGAUGCUUUCCCUUUGAACAGAGAAACAAUUAUACUGUCUCUCCCUUGCUGGACAUCCAGACCUUGAUUAAGAACCCUCUGCUGAUAGGAUGCAAAUCACCUUUCAAUAGUUAUGGAGGAACAGUUGUGGAGAAAUAAAAUAACAUCUAAAUGUUUGGAGUGCAAAAUAGAGUAAAGGUAAGCAAGUCACUCCAAAUAAAUACAUUUAAAGUAAAUAAGUACAAAUACAUAACUACCCAGGAAAGCCUUGCUGAGGAGGGUCGUGCCUGGUUUUCACAGUAGGGGGCGAUGCUGCUGCUGUAGGUAAUCCCAGUCUAUUACGUGCAGCUGCAAUUAUAGGCCGCUGUACGUGAGCUGUAUCGUUCAGUUUCGUUCCGACAAACGGGGCACUACUUUUUCUUUUGCUCAAUAUGUUCAACGUUAAUAAAAGGUAUCCAAGCAAAAAGUUCUCCACACAUUAUCCUGCAGUUAAUGAGAAAAGUGUAAUUUAUUGGCGCACUAUAUUGACUGCGUAUUGAGACAUAAAACUGUGGAGCUAGAUUUUCAACCAAUCAGCAUCGAAAAUGUAAGUAGGUCAGAGCCAAAUUCAAGCCAAUAUCACUACGCACAUGUAAACAUGGAGGAGGACUUAAGCAGCGCAGCUUCAUCUGAUAGCGGCGAUCAAGCUCGAUUAACACCCGUAAAGUUUAUUCUUCAUGUCGGAAAAGAUGGUGGGAAAGUUCCGCAGCCCUUUACUGAAGUCCGAUGGAAAAAAAUCAAGCAAUGUGCGAAGGAAUGGCUCAAAACGUCGGACACUACGGAGCUAGCUAUUGCUAAUAAACAUGUUGCCCUCCUGGACAAACCGGUCUAUGAUGUCCCAACAAACUACGGGUUUCACCCGGCCUGCUAUCGGCGUUUUAUAGACAAAAAACGCUUGACUUGUGCACUAAAGCGUCAAGAUAAGACUGAACGGUUGAAAAGACUUGUAACCCCGGUUGAAAGCUCUGAAACAGUUUCGCCAAAGAGGCUGCGUUCCAAGUACAGCUUGAUGAAGGUUACCCCUACCACAACAACCACUUCUUCAAAGCCAUCAACAAGCCAGCACGUUCUGCCUAAAUUGUGCAUAAUUUGCAAAAUGUUUGAUCGGUUUAUUACAAUCAACAGAAAGCGCCAGCUUGACAAGUUGGUGCAGUCUGAGACAGAAAAUGCAGGUAUGUUUACUCACUUGAAUUGAAUGUUAUGCAAGCUAAUAUAUUGCCAACUGGGUUUAUAAUUUAUUCUUCAUAUCUUUAAUAUAGGACUUCUUCGUGAGGCAGCUCAAAUGAAAUCAGAUGAGAGCAUUCUGACACACAUUCGUGGGAAAGACUGCAUUGCAAUCGAGGUCCGAUACCACAAAUCCUGCUAUCAAGAUUACACAAGAUUUCUCAGCAAAACUGAAAAAACAGAGCACGUUACUCAAAUGUCCUGCAGUAUCAGAGAGGCUACAGAGCAUUCUGCAAAACAGUGAUUGAGGAUCGCCUUAUCGAGAAGCCAGAAAUUCUCCGGAUGAUGAGGCUUGUGCAGUUGUUUUGUAGGGCUAUAAAAGAAGAAGAAGGAUAUGACGUUAGAUCAUACAGGUCCGAUCUGCUGAAGCGUUUCCUACACCGAUAUUAUCCACAACUACUCUUCCAUAAACCUGUGAGACGGAAUCUCAGCGAGAUGGUGUUUUGUGAAGGACUGUCAGCUACAGACUUUAUGGAGCCAAUGUCGACAUCAAGUACUGAGACUGAAAAAGAUAGUGACAGUGCAGAAGAUAUCGGUGAACUCUCUCGUGACUGCACCUUACACAACACAUGAGGUCUACAGUUCAGACAGAAAGCAUACUUUGUUCUCUGCUGGCAUCAUAGUGCGACAAGCUAUGCGAGGUACUUCUGGUAUGACAAUGCCAAGGCCACCACUGUCAACAGAUCUGAAUAUUGAUGCAGCAGAUACCAUGGUACCUGUGGAGCUGUACAAUCUGAUUGCCUGGUGUACUGGAGCAUCAGGUGAACCUAUGUUUGAUAAGAAAGUACAGUUGCCUGAGGAUACCAACAGGAGAUUACUGUCCAUCUGCCAAGACAUAGUAUACCUGGCAUCAAGUGGUAAAAAGCCUACACCUAAAUCCCUUGCAUUAGGACUGACCGUUAGGCACUUAACCGGCUCUUCCCAAUUGUUAGAUAUUCUGAGCAGACUUGGACACUGCAUAUCAACAUCAAGUACCAUUGGUUUUGAGAAAGCCUUAGCCGAAUAUCAGCUGGCUACCGGAACAGAUAUACCAAAGUGUAUGUCAAAGCAACAUCCAACCGUUUUGGUGUGGGAUAACAUUGACUUUGGGGAGGAGACCCUGUCUAGACGAGGUACUACCCACCACACCAAUGGUAUAAUGAUUCAGAGUAAAAUGAAAAGCGAAGACCAUAGGAGGACUGUGUUCAUCAGAAAAGGUGUAAGGACACUGCAACCACAAAAUAGUGUUCUGGACCUAUACAUUCAUACCAAGAGACAGGGCCCUCAAGAGCUAAAUGUUCCUCUGCUGGAGUAUAAUACUGUCCCAUCUAUGGUGCUGGCACAAAAAACUGAUACAAUCUAUGUGCUGCUAAAAUAUAGCUGUCAUGCAGUAUCAGACACUUCUCUUCCAGGAUGGACUGGGUUUAAUUGUUAUACUCAGACUAGCUCACUGCCAAAAUCUGCUCUCUACUUAUCUACCAGUUAUAGAGGCUUCCCCUACAGAAAUGACCACUGUAAACACCAUACUCACUAGAAGUGUGGAAAUUGCUGAUCGACUAGAGUUGGAGAGUAUUGUCACUGUGUAUGACCAGGCUAUAUACGCUAAAGCGCAGCAAAUAAGGUGGAAAGACCAAAAUCUGAUGCAGCGUAUCAUCCCAAGACUAGGUGAGUUCCACACAGCCAUGUCCUUUAUGGCAGUGAUAGACAAACGUUUCAAAGAAGCAGGACUACAGGAUAUGCUGAUUGAAUCAAAUGUGGUAGCUGUUGGUUCAAUAAAUGGAGUCAUUAGUGGGCAUCAAUACAACCGUAGCAUUCGUGCACACAAACUCCUAUUUGAGGCAAUGCAUAUCUUGCGGUUGAGGUCAUUUCUUCAGUCCCUUCCUGAGCAAAAGCACACUCGUUACAUAUCAGCCAUGGAAGAUCUAGUACGAGAGUACAAGUCUGAGGCAGGAUUUUUAUCUAUCUCAGUGUCUGACAUAUUAUCAGAUAUGAUGUCCUGCUAUGAUAGAUAUGUACAUGAGAUGAACUCUGUUAAUCCCACCUUUGCACUUUGGAGCUCAUACAUUGAAAUGGUUCAACUGUUACUGAGUUUCAUUAGAGCAACCAGAGACUCUGACUGGAGCCUUCACUUAGCAACAGUGAGACGUAUGCUGGCAAAAUUAUGCAAGGUACCUAUCAGCAUAUUGGGUCGAGAUGAUCAAUCUUCCAAAGACUCAUCCACACUGCUAUGAAGAAGUUACUGCAAAAGGAAACUGGACAGUACAGCGUAAGGAUGCUAACAGGUUCUCAUCCAUAGCUUGUGACCAAGCAAUAGAACAAACCUGCAACCGUGAUUCAAAGACCAAAGGCGGCAUAACUGGGAUAACAUUGAACAGAGGUGCCGUCCAGCGAUGGAUACUGUCUCAUCCUGAACGUUCUGCAAUCACAAGGUAGUGUGAAAUGAUGGCUGGAAUGCAACAUGAAGAGAGGGGUCAUAAAGAGUUGGAUGCAACAAGAAUUGCAAAAGACAAUGCUGCUGUUAUAUCUUUGGUUUCAGCGGUUGAGUCUAUGAUCAAUCCCUUCCUGCCUCGUGAAGAUCUUGUAUGUAUUAGUUCUGGUGUUGUUGCUACAAAGACUGUCAGAGAUGACAUACAAAGUGCUUGUGAUAAAGGUGAAACAGCUCUGAAAAUUUUCAUCCAAGAUCGAGUCCAGUCAUCAAAAACAGACUUCUCUCCAAUAAAGUCCUUGAAGCUCACUACGUUUUGGGAUCAAAUGAAGAAAUCAUCCAAGACAAAAGAUGGAAAUCAAGUCAUUCUAAAAAAUGACAGGAGACUCUUUGCACGACUGUUAGUGAUAAGUCAAUCCCGGUCUGUAAACUUGAAAGAGAUUCUGACAUAUUCACUUAGCAAUAUCUCAUCCCCGCUAGCAAGCACUGAUGAUUCAUUAGCCAAAACAAAUAAGGCUGCUCUUCUAGCUUGUUUAGAAUCAAAGAACAAUGACUGUCAUGUGAACAAGACUGUUGGUGAUAAUGGUGCCCUACUGAUAGAUGGCAUGGCAUUGAUCAGGAGUCUCAAGAAUAUACCAGACACAUUCGGUGAGCUUGCUGAUGAUCUUCUUCAACUUAUGAUUAAGAUGGGUAGAAAGUUCAGUUGUCCAAGGGUCGAUUUUGUCAUUGAUCGCUACCCGGCAGUGAGCAUCAAAAAUGCUGAACGAUCAAGACGUGCUGUUGCUGGACAACAAUUACUGCAAAUAUACAGCAUCAAGCAGAAGACUCCAAGUCAGUGGACCAAGUUUCUAGCCAGUGGUGAAAAUAAAGAAGCCUUGACAGACUUUCUCUUUGAGACAUGGAGAACUGUGCCUUUACAAGCAGCUGGAAAAGACAUAGCUAUCUUUGUGGCACACAGACAUGUAUGUCAUCAACUCACUCUUAAAGAUGGUAUUAUGUCUGUCAAAGAGGUAGAAUCUUUGACUUGUGACCAUGAAGAAGCUGACACGAGGCUCCUACUUCAUGCAAAACAUGCCUGGAGUGAACUUUAUUAUAAGAUAAUCAUCCAGAGUCCUGACACUGAUGUUGCUAUCAUUUCACUUGCAAUAAUGGCUAAGCUUCCCUCAGCAAAGAUGUACUUUCUGACAGGAACAAAAGACAGGCAAAGAAUGUUAUAUCUCCAGGCUAUUGGUUAUGCUUUGGGUCCUUCACUAACAGAGGCACUGAUAGGACUACACACAUUCACCGGCUGUGACUCAACUAGUUCCUUUUAUGGGAAAGGAAAAGAGAAACCACUAAAUAUAGUGUCUGGAAAUGCAGAGUACAUCAGUGCAUUUGUUGCUCUUGGGAGGCAAUUUGAAAUGGACAGCACCACAUUUGUGACCAUAGAACGUUUUGUGUGUGAGCUAUAUGGAGAAAAGGUAUCAGAUGUUAAUUUGGCCAGAUACAAUAGGUUCUGUGUCCAGGCCUCUUCCGAACAGGCAUUACCUCCAACAAAAGAUGCACUUACAGAGCACUUCAAGCGUGCUAACUACCAAGCUGCAAUUCACAGGAGAGCAUUGGAUCCUUUUAUAAAUGCUCCCAGUCCAGACGGCUUUGGAUGGAUUGUCAAGGAUGGUGAUCUCAUCAUAUCAUGGAUGACUAAAGAUCCAGCUCCUCAACAGAUUUUGGGGUCACUCCACUGUGGGUGUAAGUCUGGUACUUGUACAGGUGGAAGGUGCUCAUGCCACAAGGCUGGCCUGGCCUGCACUGACCUAUGUAAAUGUGUUAAUUGUGACAAUGUGAGAUUAACUGAGGAUAUUGUUUCAUGUGAAUCUGAUAGUGAGGACAGUGAUUUUGAUAUUUAGUGAUGUGUAUAUGAUAAUAAAAUUAAUAUAGGAUAUAUUUAAUAUAAAUCAAUCUAAAUUUAAUCUUGUUUACAAUAAUCAUUCCUGUGAAUAUGUACAUGUAGUGCAGUUACUGCUCGUGUAUGCGAAUUGACAAUUCACCAUUAAAUGUGUUAUUUUGAAAAGUGUUUUUUUUAUAUAUUAUGUUUUGGCUUAAUUCUAUUUGUUAUUCAGAUUUUUAUCUCAAAUAUUACCUUUGAAUUGGAACAGCAUAAUGAGAAGUAAUUGGGAUGUUAAUGCUACAGUAGAAGUUUUCUUGAUAAUCUUAUCAUGUUUACUGUGCAUAGAUAGCAACGUCAGGUAUAUCACACAUUUCAAACUGGUUUAUUUUGUACUUCAAGUGGUAAUUCUGCAUGUUUGGGUUUAUAUGAUAAACAGGUUUGAAAGUGCAAAAUUCCCUAUGGUUUCCCUUUUUUUCAAAAUGGGCACCUUUAGCAUCAUUUUUCUCAAAAACUGCAAGGUUGUGUGCGGAGAACUUUUUCCUAAGGAAUCUCUAUAUAUUUCUGAUGUUAAAUAUAUAAAAGUAGGUAGUGCCCCACUUGGUGGAACGAAACCCUAUUUCUAGGCCUCUUUUAGGCUACUGACAGCGGCCUAUUAAUUGAAAAAAAUCUAAUUUGGACCACGAUGACCUGCCCUCCGAAUGAUACCACGAGAUCUUCAGAGUCUUCAGCGAAGCAGAGCUCUGUUCGUGUUUAGUGGUGAGCACGUCCGCAGUGAUAACCAGGCCCGCCUGCCAAAUUCGAACUGCGCAUCUCUGGAACGAUUGGAGAACACGUCAACACUCCUUGCUCCGCCGCACCCCAGGCACGUCUGAUAAACUCCUGCAAUAAAAAAUGCCAGGUGGCUCAGCAGUGGAGUGGGCUGCUCUCAAUCAAUCGGAAGAUUAUUAGGUCAUAUCCCGAUUUUAUGAUUGAAUCAUCCCUCUGGGGUAAUACAAUUGUUAAGGUUUUGUGGGGAAGCCCUAUGAAUAGAUCAUAGCACCGUGGAAUUUCCACCACUGGCUCUGUAGGGUUGUCAAUAGGAGAUAAGCCUACAAUAAACCACAGAUGUUGGUGCUUGUAUUAUGAAAUCCAAACCAACAUAAUAUUCAGUCCUUUCACCUCUGAUGAGCAUGGGUGGCUGUGUAAGGUGCGAAAUAAGUUCUACAUCUGAAGGGCGUUUUCUUCCUAAGUAACGGCAGUUUCAUGUGGUAAUUUUGCUCAAGUUUCACUUGAUACAAACGUGUACAGAGUUCAUAAUGUACUGGUUAUAACGAUGAAAAAUAAUAGACUUUACUCUUUCCGGCAAUAAUAAGUGUUAAGAUGGUCAAACACCAAAUAUAAGGUUGCGCUGUUUACACACAAAGUCCUUGCCACAAAUGAACCACAAUACCUUGCUGAUCUCGUCAAGAAGCAUAAACCAUCACGCGAACUCUAAAUCAUCCUCGCAGAAGCUUUUAGCUGGACAUCAAACAAAGACGAUUACUGCAUCGCACGCUUUCAGAUGCGCUUCUACGGCCGUCUGGAACACUUCCGAUAUUAAGAAGCCACUGGAGCAAUGCACUUUUAAAUCUAGAUUAAAAACGAAU
Lethenteron reissneri (Far Eastern brook lamprey) is the source of this 11634-nucleotide messenger RNA. Its product is annotated as zinc finger protein 135-like. Gene Ontology annotation, cellular component: nucleus. NCBI's taxonomy places the organism in Eukaryota, Metazoa, Chordata, Hyperoartia, Petromyzontiformes, Petromyzontidae. The record is from RefSeq and is a predicted model, not a curated record. Gene Ontology annotation, molecular function: RNA polymerase II cis-regulatory region sequence-specific DNA binding; DNA-binding transcription activator activity, RNA polymerase II-specific. Gene Ontology annotation, biological process: regulation of transcription by RNA polymerase II.